CAAGAAAGGACAAAGAUGUGAUUGCCCACCUGAAAAAAGUUUUAGAAGAGCAAGAUAUAAUAUUAGCUGAACAAGGACAGGCACUUGACGAACGUCAAGGUGAAUUGGAGACUCUUUCCACAGAACUGCAAACUUGGCAAGAAAAGAACGCCUUUGCAACCAAGGAGCUGGACAUAAAGAAAAAGGAAAUUACCAACUUGAAGAACCAAGCGAUGGCUGCUAGUGAUGCCAUGAAAAAUAUGUCCAACAAGAACGAAGUUUAUGAGCGUAGCGCCUCCGAGCGGAUGCAGAACAUGGAGAAGGAAAUAGCCAUCUUGCAGAAAGAGCGUGCUACUCUGGAGGAAAAGCUAGUAAAGAAGGAUGAAGAAAUCAGCAAAAUGAACGAUUCAAGAGACAACAUCAUGAAAACCAUGCGUCAAACAUUAGAGGUGGCUAACGCCAAAAAGGCGGAGUAUGAAAUCAAACUGUCCACCAUCCGCGAGCAGUGUAAGCAGGAUUUGAGACGAGAGAUGGAAGAGGAACUGCGCAAAACGAAACGGGAUUACCAGAGACAACUUGACGACAAGGAUAGGAGUAUAGAGGGGAUCAAACAUGAGAAAGAAAACGUGGAAAGAGAACUCGCUGCUGAAAGAAGCGUCUCUUCAAAAACAGAUUCCUCUUCUUCAGACCAUGAAGUAGCAGACAAGGCGGAUCCGACAACGUCUUCCUCAAGAUCAGCGAAGAGAUCCUUGAAGAGGAACAGCAGUGACAUACCAUUGGCUCAGCUCAAAACCAAAUGGACGAAAGCACAAAAAACACAGGCCAGUGACGAGGACUUUACUCCUGGCUCUCCAAGGAGAACGCGAAGUCGCCCGAGCACACGACAAUCUGCGAGAAACAAACAGACGACAUCCGGGACAAAGUCGACGACUUUAUCAGCAAAAAAGUCGUCAGUGGACGAGACAGAGUCACCCAAAGUAGAAUCAAAAAAGAGAAAACUCUUCCAAGACUUACAAGAAAACGCUGCAGGUGAAGACACUGAAAAGGGCACAUCGCAACCGAACGAAGAAAGAGAAAAUGUACCGCCAAAGUUAACUCAGUCCUCCGCGAAAAAGGGAAAAAAGUUGUUCAAGAAACCUGCGGUGACAGCAUAUUUGUCUCCCGCAAAACAGGAAUGUCGUGAAGCAAAAACAGAACAAGACUCCACAAGAACUAUAAUUGCCAGACAAUUGCGUCCGCGAGCUGUGAAAUAUAACUAGCAUUAUUAAGUUGGUUUUUUUAAGGUAGCGCAGGAAGAAAGUAGCAGUUUUUCACCUUCGAAAUGUGCGCUGAGUGCAUGGAGUUAUUUGAGACCAUCACAAAUCGUAGUAUUAGUAUGAAGUGUUAAUCAAAGUGUCUCAUUCUCAAACUUGAUUGAUCAUGAAAUCGUGAAUCGUCAACGGAUUUUGCUGUUCUUUUACUCACGAAUCAAACAUUGAGAUUGUUUCCUAUUUUCUGUUCGUGGUAAUAAACAAAUCGUUCAGACGAAAUUGUAGAAAAAGUGUAACUCUGCCAAGUCUAACUAACGUGCAGGCUUGAAUUUGCUAUUACAUUCUUUGAUUUAUGGGUGGUGCUUUGAUCAAACUCCUGUUUUUUACGCAAUAAUAAAAUGCUGAAACUCCUUUUCAA
Molecule: messenger RNA, 1647 nt
Organism: Stylophora pistillata
Lineage: Eukaryota; Metazoa; Cnidaria; Anthozoa; Scleractinia; Pocilloporidae
Source: RefSeq, a predicted model, not a curated record